Corticium candelabrum is the source of this 2082-nucleotide messenger RNA. RefSeq lists its product as uncharacterized. NCBI's taxonomy places the organism in Eukaryota, Metazoa, Porifera, Homoscleromorpha, Homosclerophorida, Plakinidae. The record is from RefSeq and is a predicted model, not a curated record. The transcript has 3 exons. The coding region runs from base 202 to 1593 and encodes 463 amino acids.
UAACUAAUGUUACGUCUUUUAAUUAAAAUUUGAAGACGCGGAAUGGGAUAUUAUGGGUUGAACCAAGAAAAAGCGGAAGACGUACCCGUGAAUAGAGAGGUUUUCAGAAGAGAUAUAAGUAGCCUCUCUACAUCACCAAAUCAGUUGCCUAGCAGAUUGAGAAAGAGAAUCGAGUGCUCUUUGAGUCAGUUUGACUAGAAAAUGAGGCUACUUCUCGUCUCCUGGUGUCUCACUUUGCUGCUCUGCAGUCUAUCCUCAGCAACAGUAGUUAGAAAGUAUUCUGGAGCAUCAACCACAGUCCAAAGUAUGGUCGAGAAAGGACUUAGUGACUACUUAUUCCCUGUUUUCAAAAGUUCUACUGCAGCUCUCAAGUCGUUCAACGAAACAGAGAUUGCUAAAGUUGUAGCAAAGGAGGCUGAAUUUUUGAUUGCAAUGAAACGGACACAAGCUGCAAAGCAAACACUCCAAGAUGUUGCUGUCCGACUCAAUGAAAGUUUAAAAAUUUGUAAGAGCACGAUUAACCAAAGGUGCCCCAACUGUUUGGCAAAGGUGUGUAAAGACAAGGCAGAGUCUUGUGCUGCAAAGCCAGACGUACUCGAAGUAAUAGCACUCUUUGCCAAAGAGCACGUUGAACAAGCUGUGGACUUUGUAAAGUCAAAAAUAUUCGACCCAGCGGAAGAUUUCUUCGGUGACGCCAAAGACAUUUUACAUGACUUUUUAGAUGAUGCAAAAGACUUGGUUGAAGACAUUGACAUCGAUGGUGCAAUCAGUGACACUUUGGGAAAGAUAGGUGACUUCCUGGGCAGCUUUGAUGACGUCUUCAGCGACACGUUGGGAAAGAUUGGAGACAUCGUUGAUGACUUAGACAUUGAUGGUGUAAUAAGCGAUGCACUUGGAAGCAUUGGUGACUUUGUGGGCAGCUUUGACGAUGUCUUCAAGGACAUAAUUCCAAAAAUCAAACUUCCAAAACUCGACCUUCCAAAGAUUAAACUUCCAAAAAUCAGCCUUCCAAAGAUCAGUCUCCCAAAGAUCAGUCUCCCAAAGAUCAGUCUCCCAAAGAUCAGUCUCCCAAAGAUAAGUCUUCCAAAGAUCAGUCUCCCAAAGAUCAGCAUUCCAAAAAUCAGUUUUGGUGGUGGCUGGGGAAAACGAAAAAGGAGGAGUAUUGAGUACACAACAUCAGUAGAUCGACCGGCUCUAGCACAUCACGCUAUCUACCGUCGCAGCAAUACAAAUUCUCAAAAAGAACCGACUUGUGAUGAAUUCAAAAACAAGAAUACGGCGCAGCAAGCUUGUGUGAGGUACAGUCGUCGUCCUGAAUGCCGAUCAUCAUGUACUCCAACUUACGCUUGUCCCAAAUUCCAAACUGCUAAGAAUCAGUACCAAGUUGCUGUGUCUUCCGUCAACACUGAACAACUACAACUCAACGAAACCAUUGAAAUUUAUCGACAAGCAUUCGUCUUGUAUCGUCAGCGACUGACUGAAAGAGUUCAAGAUUUUUGUUGGGGACUCGAUCUUAGCCGUCACUAUCAGGGAGGAGCCCCAUCCAGACCAUGGUACAACAUUGAACAGGUUACUUACUCACUUCUGUCUUGACCUUUUACCUACUAGACAAUUUUAACGUGUUGGUGUUCUACAGAUUUCGGUUACUUACAACACAGAAACUCGCCAGUUUGCGCAAGUAACAGCGACCGUCGACAUCGGCUCAGAUCAAAACCGUUACCAAGGUGACAUAACAUUGACAGGUGGAUUUGGAAACAAUGCAGCACAAAAGUUAGCUGAGAAGGUUCUCGAAUGGUACAAACAGAAACUAAUUGACAGCAAAGCAUGCCAGUAAAACCUAACUUGUGUGGUGUAAACUCAUUGUAAAGUAGCUAGUUAGCACGUUUGCAGUUAGCACUGUUUCGUCUUGAAAUUGGAUCUACGUAGUUGAUAAUAGUGUAAAUCACUAGUCUAUUGGCAACAAAAGGUUUGAUGCCUCAGAUUUCUCAUCUUCCAAUACAUCAAUGUCUUUACAAAAUGCUUCAGUAAACUUUGAGAGAGAUCGGCAAAGAUAUUCACAAGUUCUGCCAUGUUUCCAGUUCU